Messenger RNA from Hypoxylon fragiforme, 1008 nucleotides. RefSeq names its product glutathione S-transferase. The record is from RefSeq and is a predicted model, not a curated record. Bases 1 to 1008 code for a protein of 335 amino acids. Gene Ontology annotation, cellular component: cytoplasm. Lineage: Eukaryota; Fungi; Ascomycota; Sordariomycetes; Xylariales; Hypoxylaceae. Gene Ontology annotation, molecular function: glutathione transferase activity. The transcript has 3 exons.
AUGGCUCAACCUACCAAAAUUGACUACCAGAAAGAUGGCCACUUUACGAGACCGGCCAGCACGUUCCGUGAUUUUAUUUCUAAAGAACCUAACUCCCAAUUCCCAGCUGAGAAAGGUCGAUAUGCUCUAUACAUAUCCCCGGGUUGUCCAUGGGCGCACCGCACUAUGAUCGUGCGCGCUCUAAAGCGCCUCGAAGACGUCAUUGACCUGUACAUUCUAAGUGCAUCUGACAAUGGGUGGGUAUUCGACGGCCAGAACGGCUCGCUGCCGGAGGACCCCGUAUACGGGGUCACGUACCUGCGAGAGCUGUACCUCAAGGUGAACCCGGACUUCGACGGGCGCAUCACCGUGCCGGUGCUCUGGGACAAGAAGACCGGCACCAUCGUCAACAAUGAGUCCAGCGAGAUCAUCCGCAUGUUGUACGCCGAGUUCGACGCCUUCGUGCCCGAGCAACACCGCGAGGCCACCAAGGAGAAGCUGGGCGGCGGCCUGUACCCCGCGCCCCUCCGCAAGGAGAUCGACGAGCUCAACGACUGGGUCUACAACACCGUCAACAACGGCGUCUACAAGUGCGGGUUCGCCGGGAAACAGGAGUCCUACGACGAGAACGUGUACCCCCUAUUCGCGUCGCUGGACCGCCUCGAGGCCAUCCUCGCCGGCCACGGGAAGCCGUUCCUCUUCGGCGACCACCUGACCGAGGCCGACGUCCGCCUGUACACCACCAUCGCCCGCUUCGACGUCGCCUACCACACCGUCUUCCAGUGCAACCUCAAGAGCAUCCGCCACGACUACCCGCGCCUGCACCUGUGGUUCCGAAGGCUGUACUGGGACGAACACAGUGAGCCGACGGGCGGCGCGUUUUAUAGGACUACGGCGCCGUGGAUCAAGAUCUAUAAGCAGGGGUAUGCGCAGGCGAGGGUUAAGGUCACGAAGAGCCAGGUGCCGGUCAUUGUUCCGGCGGGUCCCGCGGUGCUGGUUGAGCCGUUGGCCGAUGACGAGAGGUUGUAG